AUGGCGUUCGUGCCGAAGAAGGUAGCUGAGCAGGAGCUCAUCUACGCCAAUGUCGUCGGAGUCAGCUACAGAGACUUUGCUCCCCGCAAAGAAGUCGCCGAAUGCGACGUAGUCCUCCGCGUCCAAGAUCCCAUCCGACGAUCCGUCUCCGAGUACGUUGUCAGAGCCUGGCCCCGACCCGACAUCGAGUCUGGCGCCGUUUGUCUUUCCAACCACCAGAGGCAGUGGCUGAAGAUCGCUCUCACCGACCGUUUCGACGCCGAACCCUUCAAUGCCGCCCAGCGAGGUGUUCCGCCCUUGCUGGCCAUGGACCUUGAGCUGUCCUGGGCCUCUGCCAAGAUCGACCCCAACUACAUGUUCAACUACCAGCGCAUCCAGAACCUGGUCUACCAACAGUUCAUCAGCUUUAUUGUGGCCCCGGGACAGCCCUUCCUUGCAGACAUCGAGUCCCGGAAGAUCAUGAUGACCGUCAAGUCCGUUACCCUGCCUGGCCGCAGCAAGGCCGACGCCCCAAUUACCACGAGCGACCCCCGAGCUCGCGGAAUCAUCACCCAGGAGACCAUGAUGAGCCUCUUCAAGGACUCCAACUCUCCCAUGAAGCUCGAGGUUGCCGAUCACCAGCAGCAUUCCGAGCCCAUCAUCUCCCCCGAUUUCAAGUUUGAGGAUAUGGGUAUCGGUGGUCUUCAUGACGAGUUCUCCACCAUUUUCCGCAGAGCUUUUGCUUCGCGCGUCUUCCCUCCGGCUCUUGUCCAGAAGCUUGGCAUUCAGCACGUCAAGGGUAUCCUGCUGUAUGGUCCCCCGGGAACGGGAAAGACGCUUAUUGCCAGACAAAUCGGCAAGAUGCUAAACGCCCGCGAGCCAAAGAUUAUCAACGGUCCCGAAGUUCUCAACAAGUUUGUCGGUCAGUCUGAAGAAAACAUCCGAAAGAUGUUUGCGGAUGCCGAGAAGGAGUACAAGGAGAAGGGUGACCAGAGUGGACUUCACAUCAUUAUCUUCGACGAGUUGGACGCUGUCUGCAAACAGAGAGGUUCCGGCGCUGGAGGCGGCACUGGCGUUGGUGACAGUGUGGUUAACCAGCUUCUUACCAAGCUCGACGGUGUGGACCAGCUUAACAACAUUCUCCUCAUCGGUAUGACCAACAGAAAGGACAUGAUCGACGAGGCUCUUCUGCGUCCGGGUCGUCUGGAGGUUCAGCUCGAGAUCAGCUUGCCGAAUGAGGAGGGCCGCAAGGAGAUUUUCAUGAUUCACACAGCAAAGAUGCGCGACAACAACAUUAUGGACCCCAACGUCAAUCUCGAUUCCCUCGCGGCCCAAACAAAGAACUACUCUGGUGCCGAGAUUUCUGGUGUCGUAAAGGCUGCGACGUCGUUCGCCUUCAACCGACACACUGAAGUCGGCAACAGCGCCAAGAUGAAGGGAGACGUCGCAUCAAUGAAGAUUACCAUGGGAGACUUCGAAAACGCCUUGACGGAAGUGAGGCCUGCGUACGGCGUUUCUGAGGAUGAGCUGUCUAAUGCUUUGGCCAUGGGCAUUCUCCACUACAACGAAAAUAUUCCGGCAAUUAUUCGCACCAUCAAGGGCUAUAUCGAUACCGUCAAGGAGUCAGACGUCCUCACAAGGAUACCAGUACUUCUCCACGGUCCUCCCGAGUCAGGAAAGACUGCGUUGGCAGCCCACACUGCCUCGAUGUCGGACUUCCCCUUCGUCAAGCUGGUUUCUCCCCAGCAUUUGACCGCGUACCGAGACGAGUUUGGAAAGAAGGAUUACCUGACCAAGGUUUUCACGGACGCUUACAAGUCAGAAAAGAGUAUCGUCAUUCUAGACAACUUUGAGCAGUUGAUCGAGUGGAACCCCAUUGGACCUCGUUUCUCCAACUCCAUUUUGGACCGAAUCAUCUCCCUGAUCCAGACUCAGCCACCAAAGGGGCGUCGUAUUCUCGUUAUGGUCACCACGUCGGAGCGUUUCGUCCUUGGAAACUUGGGUAUCCUGAAGCACUUCCGUCGUCAAGUGCCUGUACCUGCCAUCUCUGACGUCCGCGAGCUCGCACAAGUGAUGGGACAAACUCGCAAGUUCCACUCGAGCGACAUCCAGCAACUCAUUUCCAACCUGCAAAACGAUACCAGGUCAGACAAGGUUGGACUGGGUAUCAAGACUAUCCUCGAGUCAAUCGAAGAAUCGAAGAUCGAGGCUGCAUCGGAAGGUAUCAACAUGCUGGACAGUCUGGCCGCAAAACUUUCUUCGGCCAUUUCCUCCAACGCUUUGGACGCGCAGUAA
Colletotrichum chrysophilum is the source of this 2274-nucleotide messenger RNA. RefSeq lists its product as uncharacterized. Gene Ontology annotation, molecular function: ATP binding; ATP hydrolysis activity. Lineage: Eukaryota; Fungi; Ascomycota; Sordariomycetes; Glomerellales; Glomerellaceae. Gene Ontology annotation, cellular component: Golgi stack. Gene Ontology annotation, biological process: intra-Golgi vesicle-mediated transport; SNARE complex disassembly; Golgi to plasma membrane protein transport. Bases 1 to 2274 code for a protein of 757 amino acids. The record is from RefSeq and is a predicted model, not a curated record. The transcript has 3 exons.